Messenger RNA from Fonsecaea multimorphosa CBS 102226, 1707 nucleotides. RefSeq lists its product as uncharacterized. The record is from RefSeq and is a predicted model, not a curated record. NCBI's taxonomy places the organism in Eukaryota, Fungi, Ascomycota, Eurotiomycetes, Chaetothyriales, Herpotrichiellaceae. The transcript has a single exon. Bases 1 to 1707 code for a protein of 568 amino acids.
AUGAGGAAUCUACAAAGAGCUGUGGUCGCAAGACCUGUGUCUGUCUCGUCGCUAUUCCGAAGAAGCAUUUUCGCGGCCAGACGCUCGAUUUCGCGUCCAUUUUCGCAACAAUUUGGCCCCGCAAGCCAGGUCCCAGGGACCGACCAAGACGAUGAAGAGCCGCCGAAAUCCUCGAAGCCGGCAUCAGAGCCACAGGGUCGUGUGGGCUCUAGCAUGUAUAGGGCCUUUGAGGCGGCGCUGACAACAUUUGCAUCGAUUGCCGUUCUUGGAUUCGCUGGUUACUCGUAUCACGUCUACUACAAAGCCCUGGUGCUGCGCAAGAUCGAAAAGGCCUUUGCGCCAGGCGAUCCGAUGCUUGAACUUGCGUCACCAGCAGAACCCCAGCCCCCUCCUCCAGAAGACGAAACCGACCACUGGAUAGCACGACCCGAACAGACCAGGAUCAACGCCAUCAUUAACGGGGAAUCAAAGGGCAGAUAUUAUCUGCUUGUUGGUGAAAAGGGCACGGGAAAGUCUUCGAUGCUACUAGAAGCAAUGAAGGAGGGAAAUGGGGAGGGGGUCUCCAUGUUUGAAGCUCAUGCCGACCAGGAAAUCUUCCGCAUUCGACUCGGAAAGGCUCUGAACUAUGAGUUUCACGAGGAUUACAUCGGGUCUUUAUUUUCAAUUCGCGGCCCGCGAGACACCACCGCGCUACUUGACAUUGAGCGAGCAUUCAACAAGCUGGAGAAAGUCGCGCUGGCAAACAGAAAUCGGAAGGGCCACGCCGGGCGGAAAGGCCCUCUCAUUCUCAUCGUCAAUUCGGCGCAUCUGAUCCGCGACAAUGACGACGGGAACGAUCUCAUCGAACUGAUGCAGCAGCGAGCCGAACAGUGGGCCGCCGCCAAUCUCAUCACUAUGAUUUUCAACUCCGACGACUUCUGGGUCUAUGAGCGCCUCAGACGGUACGCUACCAGAAUGGAGGUUAUUCCGAUCCUGGACCUCCCAAAGACUCGCGCCAUCGCGGCCUUGGAAAGAUAUCGUGCCAAAUACUUCCCAGAACAGAAACGUGAUCCCGAAAUACUCAAGCAGGUCUACGACCUGGUGGGGGGCCGGCUCAAUUUUCUGAACCGGGUUGCCAAAAGCUCCGACAUGUUGAAAAUGUGUCGACAAAUCAACGAAGCGGAGAAGACGUGGUUCUUGAACCAAUGCGGGAUCCUGGGCGAGGAAAUGGACGACGACGUCAUGGAUCAGCAGAAAUAUGCCAGCGCGGCUAUGGUGCUGGCAAAGGCGCUGGUGGAUAGAGAAAAGGACAUGGAUUCGAGCUACGACGAUGAGCAUGGGCAUAUUUUGCCACAAAUUCCUCUCUACAUCGCUCGCCAAAUCAUGACUCGAGCAGAUUUCAUCCAGAGCUACGACCAUGAUAACAUUUUCACCAUCGACAGCAGUGCCAUGGUUCGGGCGGACAGCGUGCCCAUGAUGAACGCUUUCAAGGCGAUUUGUGCGGAACCUGGAUUUGACGAGUAUCUGGACGCCACGCUUGACCGAAUCUCGGCCAUUGAAAGCAUCAACAGAACCAAGGAAUUGACCUUUAAAGAUUUAUGGUUUGAACAGAAAGGGGAACAAAGAGGCAAAUACUCUUUUGUGACAAAAGAUGCUCGCGGUCGUGAGACCGGCACCAUUGAAAUGAGAGUCCAUCCAGAUGACCCACCCAAGGAAGACGACGAUUAA